CGAGAUGAUGCAAGAAGCAUAAAAAUUAGCUUCCUACCGAAUCAUGGUACAAUCAAACACGACUGUUGUUUAGGGUCGUUCGGUUCAUCGAAGGAAAACAAAUCCAAAUCGACUCUGUAGCUCCGCGCAUUCAUACUACCUUCCGCCGUAAUUCUAUUAAAAAAAGUAAGUCAUUCCGUUUCGUGAUCUCGAAGUGUUCCAAUUUGAAUUGCAACCCAUCCAAGUCUUGUUUCUUUUUCCUCGCCAUGGUUUUCUUUUCUCUGCCUCCAGAACAUAUCCGGUACGACGAUGCGAUGUUACAGUCUUCUUUUUCUGUUCUCCCUUCUUGGUCCAGCGGCAGCGACCGACCCCGAGGUAGGCUCCGUGAUUGUUCCUGAAUCUACCGGCAGAAAGGGUCAUCGCAAACGUGGCCUCAAAAGCUCGAAGAACGCUGGCCCCGGAGACCAGUGCGCGGUGACCGUAGCCGAAAGGGACGAAGCCAUGGCAGAACUCGAGGCCAUCAUGACUAUGGAUUCGAUGAUGAGUGAAGAUGACCAAGUUACGGUCAGCAACGAUUGGCUUAUUGGCAUUGCUGUUGCGUCUGUUUCGUGCCCUUUGACUGCAGCCUGCAUCGUGUCUACCUGCACUUGCUGUUUCUGUUUGAACCUUCCGCUCUGCUGGCCUUCUGUGCAGUCUCAUUGUUAUGAAACGAUGAAACAAUUGAUCCGCGACUGUGGUUGGGGGUAAGUUUUUUUUGACGAUGCCCUUACGGCACAAGUUUGCGAUCGAUUCUCGUUUUCCGUAUCGAUCCCCAAUACCUUUUUUUCCGGAAAUCGUUCCACCCUCUUGUGGACCGAUGCUCUGGGAGCAAGCAGGUACCAAAGAUCGUUUCUACGCUAUAUGCACGACAAAUUUUAUUCUGGGAUAACACUCUGCUUUCUUAACUUAUAGUACGAGGCAAUCAAUCAUACCGUAAAAC
Molecule: messenger RNA, 958 nt
Organism: Pseudo-nitzschia multistriata
Lineage: Eukaryota; Bacillariophyta; Bacillariophyceae; Bacillariales; Bacillariaceae
Source: the annotation of a GenBank genome assembly